Molecule: messenger RNA, 2683 nt
Organism: Morone saxatilis (striped sea-bass)
Lineage: Eukaryota; Metazoa; Chordata; Actinopteri; Moronidae
Gene: mycbpap
Product: mycbp associated protein
Exons: 20
Coding region: 132-2606 (824 amino acids)
Source: RefSeq, a predicted model, not a curated record
UGCCAUGGUAACGGUUAGAGCAACACAUAACUUGCGUGCGGUUGAAGCGAAGCGCUAGCUCGGUUAGCAUUGCUAACUACACUGCAUUAACGUUAUAUUUGUCGGUGUUGUUUUAACGGCAGUUGGACGGAAUGAUCCGCGGGGAGUCAGCGAAGAAGGAGUUCCGACCUCUCUGUAACGCAGAGAACAAGAAGCUAAAAACAUCCGAGGAGUUGCACAUCUUGGUUGAAAGCCAGUCAAAAACCUCCACUCUCAGAGGCAGGGACGUCCAGGCUCUGGCCAUUAACCCACAGGACCUCCAUAAACUUCAUAUACCAAAGCCACCCAAGGGCCGUCAAAAACCAGUGCUCAUAGCUAAGACACAGCCAUCUGAUGAAGAUAGAAAUGCCGUGGCUCAUCCAGUGAACCUGGACCUUGACUCUCAAGCUCUGGGCUACGCAGGGCUUCGGUUUGAUGAACAAGGCAUGAUUCUUCCACAUAGCAUCCUGGGUAGUUUAGAGGAUUUCAGAAGUUAUCUGGAAGCCAAAGGGGAGACAGAGUUGAUGAAGCGAAUACCAAACUCCCAGAAAGAUCCUCCAUCUGCGGCCCCAGUGAGGCGUCACUCUGAGGCCGCGGACAAAGGGCGUGAGCUCCCCUCAGACUCCAGAAACAUCCAGAGUAAUGCCCUGCAGCACUGGCAUACACAUAUGAUGCAGCGCAGACGGCAGCAGGGCUUCUUAUCUGACUUGCUUGACAGGCCAGUCGAAAACUUACUGAUGAACCAAGCAAACCGUUUCAGAGAAACUCAGGAGCAGAGGGAAUUUCUAAACCAAACAAUGCCACUCAUCCACUCUGGAUAUGGUAAUCGUGUGGGCAGUGAGUUUUGGAGUCUCCCCCAGCGUUAUGGAGAUGAAAUGAGUGGCAUCUCAGCCACUCUGACACAGACGGAGCAGGGCAGACGGGGACCUGUCACACAUGUAGGACAACCAAGCAGCAUACGCCAGGAAUCAGGAAUAAUCUGUGUUGAGACUCUGCGUCCAGCCUCUCGGACUUGGGACCAGAGUGUAUACCUGCAGCACCGGUGCCAGGAGCUCAGAGAGGUCCUACAGGACUUGGACGUCAAAAAGCCGGACAUUGAUGGACUGGAGGUGAUUGGCGCUGGCAAGCCAGCUACUUUUGUCACAGUGUGUCGUAGUCCCUUACUGGAAAAGGAAGAAGAGGAGAAGGAGCACAACAAGAAGAAGGAGGAGGACCUUGAUCCACUGGCACAGUAUGAUAAUGUUCGGUCUGAUGCUCUCCUUAUUCCUGCCUUGAGGUUCGGUGGUCAGCUUGCUAGCUGGACUGGAAACUCUGCCACUAAGCAGGGAGAAGUUGGAAUCAAUGCCACAAUAUUCUUUGAGGCCCUGACUGGAGAAAGAGCCUCAUCGCACCUGGAGCUGCACAACGAAGGCAGCACAGCUAUCUUUUACAACUGGCAGCAGCUUCUCGUGCCACACAGCUUUCCUAACCUGCCAUCACAAACAAAGAGUCCGCAAUUCUACUUCAACUGCUCCUCUGGUGUGAUCCUUCCAGGUGACACCCAGCAGGUGGAAUUUAUAUUUAAGUCAGAGAAACCAGGCAUCAAAACAGAACUGUGGCAGCUCAACACCCACCCCGUGCUGCUGCAAGGAGCCUCCAUGCAGGUCACAUUGAGGGGCGUGGCUCUGUACCAGGACAAAACUGCAGACCAGAGGCUGUUCUUAGAGACGAAGCUGGAAAAGAUAGUGAUGGUAGAAAUGUGCAGGUCGAUUGUGUAUGAGGUGCUGCAGGGGGUCCACACCCCAGAGAGACCCAGCUCACCUGCAGAACUCUAUAUCACUGAAGAGCAAAGGUUUUUAACCAAAAACCCCAAGCUGCAGUACCUUGAUCAGCCAGUGGAGGACCUAAAGAGACUGUGGCAAGAGGUGAAUCCAGGAUGCUCCUGGGACCUCUCUGUUGAUACACUCCGACAGGUUGUGCUGUCUCUGUCCGACCAAGAGUCAGCUCAGGAAAAGAGCCUGGCCGAGCUCAACUCUCUGCUUCUGCAGCUUUCUGAACCUUCUGAACUGAAACACCACCAUCUAACAGCAGCAACUAUAGGGCAGCAGCUGUGGAGGAAACUGCUGGACAGAAUGGAUGUUGAGGCCAUGUGGCUCAAAAACCUGCUGGGCCUUCCAGAGAAAGACAAACGAGUCCAUAAAAAGGAGGAAUCCAUAAUUACAGAUGCUGAUACGGCUGACAACAAAGAUGAGAAGAGUGAGAAAAAGGGAGCAGCACCUGCUAAAGAGGAGAAGAGUGGGUCGAGGUCCAGACUAAAAAAUGGCAAAAAAGGAGAGUCCAACCAACACAGUGUGGAAGACAGCAGACAGAAGGGGAAAAGAAGGGAUGAAGCGGGGAAAGUUAGCAGAGACAAGCAAGGGAAGGAAUGGUCCUCGCUGACUGACACCCAUCCAGAGAGCGUCAGUGGACAACCACCUGGUGACCAAAAUGUAGAGCUGGAGGGGCUGGACAUUUACUCAAGGCUCCUGCACAAAAAGGUUUAUGCUCUGAUGGAGGACCUGGUGGACAGCCUGUGUGACCUGAUGGAUGAGCUCAGUGAGAGAGAAUGAACGGACACACCAGAGGCAGGCACGGGAGCCCAGUGAAUACUACUAAAUGUACAUGUCCGAUUGUGAAACCAAUAAAC